AUGCCAAAGGAGGAAACAAAAACGAGUGGUGCCACUACCAGCAAGACAGCCGGUGGAGUUGGGGCUUCCAAGAAACGAUCUCGAGGCAGCAGCGAAGAUUCCAGUUCCGAUGGUGAAUCUGAUGAAGACACUGGAAAUGGAGGACUCGGUUCCGUUGGUCAAGAUGGCAUCGCUGUGAACUCGGAUAACCCAGGCCCCCUCGUACCUGAGCAGUCUGGUGGUCAACCUACGCAGCUUCCCCCCGUUAUACAGGUACGGCUUGUUGAAUCAUCAGAACCAGACAACCCCGACCUCGACGCAGCAGGCAGUACUACCUUUCGCCCGCGACCUGCCCAGAACUCCGCGCUGCACUCUCCAUUCUUCCAGAAGACCGAAAUCACUGCCAUGCCUACCGGUCAUUACCACAAGAACAAUGUCUUGUGGCUCUUGCAUUCGACGUACUGGUACAAAGCCGAGGCCAUGUUUGUCGAGGCCUGUCAUAUGUUCUAUACGGCCGUUCGUGAAGCCCAGGAACUCGGAUUCGAUACGGAACUAGAUGUAAACAACGUGCCCAACUUUGAACUCGAAAUACGGCGGAGAGCUUGGUGCGUAAUCGACUCCUGGGACUGGCAGAUAGCUUCCGGAUUGGCUCGAGAUACACUGGUCGAUCAUAGCAAAUGUAAUGCGAAACGCCCAUCAUUGACGUUGGAAACGGACGGCGAAUUCUCUCCUUUGAUGCAUAUGAAGAUGCAGUCGGACCUGGUACAUAAAUUAGCUGGCCGCUUCCCUUGCCCGGCCCAAAUCAAAACACGCGGCGAUGUCAUGGAAUACAAAGGCAUGAUUGACGAGUGGAUGCGGAAUUUCCCUCCCAUCUUUGCAUUGACAAACCCGGACACGUCAAAUGACAAGAAGCAGGCCUGGAUCGAGUAUCACCGCCAUUACAACUACACCAUGGGAUACAUGAUGGUUCUUAACCCGUUUCGGCCGCACAUGGCGCUGCCAUACACCGACGAGUCUUCUGCGGAGGAGCUAGAGCUUCGUAGGAUUGCGGUUGAUUUGACCUUGCUGUUAGUUCAAGUCUUGGACAACUGGCUAAAAUUCCUCACCUUUCGGGACGGGCGAUUUCAUUUCAUCAUCUUUUCUCUCGUUGAUGCCGCAACUGUGAUGAGCAACAUGGUGCUCAACGACAAAGCCCAGACGCUUCCUCGCCGAGAUGAUGUUUACCGCGCCAUCAAGACUACCCUGGUGCUCCAGAGGAAGCUCUACUUCUUGUCAGACUCUGCCAAGCUGGGGUUCAGAAUGGUUCAGAGAAUCGUCAGGCACCUAUUUCGCUCAAUGCCUACAGAAUACUUGAGCUCGCUGGAGAAUGGUGGUCACGACGAUACAAAUAGCGACAACACGCGACCGGUCCCAUCAGCCGCACCAGAUCAAGCCUCGGGUGGUGCGCUGAUGAAUAUUCAAUACAUUGAUCCUGAAGCUCCCUUGGGCCCUAGCUUGUGGGAUCUACUAGCCGCUGAGAUCCCGGUCUCGGCGUCUGAUGCUGGAACUGGAUCACAACUUGUUCCGUAUUCUGAAUAUGGGGUACCUAGUUACAAUGGUGGUGCGACCGUGGUAUUUGACGGACAUAUCGGCAACAUGAAUUCACACAUGAUGCCUAAAGACCAGGCAAACACGUCUUGCCAAAAUAUUUCAGCUAUACCCGCGACAUUUCCUCUUGCUGAACCCACAGUAUUCACUAUUAAUGCGGAACCUGCACCCAUGGAUUACCCAUCAUCGGCAUCUCUAACUUCAGUGUCAUCUGCAUCUCCAAGCUAUGUUACAGCAUUGACUCCAGAAAGCGUUGCAAGUGCAGCCGCUCCUAUUGAAUCUGCGUCUCCCAGGCACGCUUCUACUUCAUCGCCAGGCUACAUUUCCGCCGUAUCUCCAAAUGUUGUUGCGGCCCCGUCUUCAGGCCACAUUACAUCUGCGGCUUCGAACUAUAUUGCGACGACACCCGCUUACUUUGGGCCUGUCCCGGCUGGUCAAGUCUCAAAUGCGCCGCUGAGCAAUUUUGCUGAUGCUUCUUUACCGUUGAAUCACAUGGCUAGUGUGCCUCUGAACGAUGUCCUGGACUAUUCUACAGUCUAUGCUGCGGGCGCAUCUCUGACCUAUAAUGCAGCCAUGCCAACUUAUGUUGACCCCUUAUUUCUUUCGACACUUAGUCCAUCUGAAUCUUCCGAGUUCAUUCCGGAUGCCUCUGCAUCCAAUAUAGAGCCUUUCACCGGACUAACGCCCUCAUCUUUUUCUCAAAUCGUUCCGAAUACUACGACUCACGACACUUCCACGCCACAUCUUUUUUGGCCAGGUUAUCAUAAUGCAGCACUGUAUACCACACCCAAUUCUCAUGAACCUUUAUUAGGGUAUGGCAUUGCCGCGCCAUUUAAUGCUCCCUCGACUUAUGCAACUCCCGCCACAUAUCGCUCUCCGGAAAGCCGCGAGAGCACUGAACAAAGCUUGACUCUUCCGGCGGGAUAUGGCACGCCUUCCUCUGUGCUUUUUCCUACGGCUAAUAGCCCUUCUAAUACUUACACGUCACCCUCGGAGGGCUAUGCGUCUCCGGAGAAUCGUGGUGCACCAGUGGAUUAUACUAGUCCAACACCCGCUCGAACUGCUUUACUUUGCGCUGAUGGGGAUUAUAAUGCCCAUACAGUUUCCACGCUGUAUGAGACUCCGGAGUCUUAUCACACUGCGCCAGCUUAUGCCACGCCUGUGGAUGACUCUGGAUCUGAUCACCAGGCCGACAGCAACAGCUCAAUACAGCAUGGGGUGGCUGCAGCCUCUCCGGGCCGCCAAAAGGCCCCCCCGCCACUCACUGACGCUGCGACCGACCCCGCCAUUCAAGCUGGAGGGGCUCUCGAGGUCCAGGAGCUCCUCGGGCUGGUGUGUCGCCUGCCGUGCUUCUGCUUCUGCUUCCUCUCCUCAUUCUUAUACACCGUCACCGCCUUCUCUUCGCAAGAGGCCACUUUCUUCUUCUCUUGCAUUCUCCAGCUCUUCUUCAUUCUCCUCUCUUUCUUCUUCUUCUUCUUCUUCUUCUUCUUCUUCUUCUCACUCCUCCAUUUCCCCUCCAUCAGCAUCCGCAUCAUCCGCAUCAUCCUCACUCUUCUCCUCUCCUCUCUCACUAUCACUAUCAUCGUCGUCGUCGUCGUCGCCGUUCCCGCGCCUUCGUCUUGCUCGACAGCUGGUCUCGAGGGCUCGGCCUCGGCCGCCGUCCAGGGCCGCGAGCUGCUGCCCGCCAACGUGAUCCCUCGUCAUUACCACCUGACGGUCGAGCCCGACUUUGAGAAGCUGACGUACAACGGCUCUGUCGUCAUCGAUCUUGACGUUGCCGAGACCUCCAACUCCAUCUCCCUCCACACUCUCGAGCUGGAUAUCCAUGGCGCAAAGCUCUCCUCUGGUGGCCAGGCCGUUAGUGCCACGCCUGCCGUCACCUACGAUGAAGCUACCCAAGUGACCAAGUUCGACCUUGGCGGCUCCCACACCCUCGAAAAGGGCACCAAGGUGCAGCUGCAAAUCGACUUCACCGGCCAGCUCAACGACAAGAUGGCGGGCUUCUACCGCUCUACAUACAAGAGGCCAGAUGGUACUGAGGGUAUCUUGGCCAGCACCCAGAUGGAGCCCACCGACGCCCGCAGAGCAUUCCCCUGCUUUGACGAGCCGGCGCUCAAGGCCAAGUUCACCGUCACGCUCGUUGCCGACAAGAACUUGACGUGCUUGAGCAACAUGGACGUUGCCUCUGAAACUGAAGUUCAGUCCAAGAUUUCCAAGGGAACCAAAAAGGCUGUCCACUUUAACCCCUCGCCUCUCAUGUCCACCUACCUCGUCGCCUUUGUCGUCGGCGAGCUCAACUACAUUGAGUCGCGGGACUUCCGAGUCCCCGUCCGAGUUUAUGCUCCUCCCGGCCAGGACAUUGAACACGGACGCUUCUCCGUUGACCUGGCCGCCAAAACUCUUGCGUUUUACGAAAAGGCCUUUGGUGUCGACUUCCCCCUCCCCAAGAUGGAUCAAGUCGCCAUUCCCGACUUUGCUCAGGGAGCCAUGGAGAACUGGGGUCUGGUCACUUAUCGAGUUGUCGAUUUGAUGCUGGACGAGAAGGCGAGCGGCGCCGCCACCAAGCAGCGCGUGGCCGAGGUUGUCCAGCAUGAGCUGGCACACCAGUGGUUCGGUAACUUGGUUACCAUGGACUGGUGGGAGGGCCUCUGGCUCAAUGAAGGAUUCGCCACCUGGGCUUCGUGGUAUUCCUGCAACAUCUUUUAUCCCGAGUGGCGCGUUUGGCAAACAUACGUCACGGAUGAUUUGCAGUCUGCUCUGUCGCUCGACUCCCUCCGAAGCAGUCACCCGAUCGAGGUGCCCGUCAAGCGUGCUGACGAGAUCAACCAAAUUUUCGAUGCCAUCUCCUACUCCAAGGGAUCCUGUGUGCUCCGCAUGAUCUCCACAUACCUUGGAGAGGACAAGUUCUUGGAGGGUGUCCGCAAGUACUUGAACAAGUACGCCUAUGGAAACACCCAGACUAGCGACCUUUGGGACUCGUUGGCCGAGGUUAGCGGCAAGCCUGUCCACGAGGUCAUGACUGCUUGGACCAAGAAGGUCGGAUACCCAGUCCUCACUGUCACCGAGAAGGAAGGCGAGAGCUCUAUCCACGUGAAGCAGAACCGCUUCCUCCGUACCGGUGACGUGAAGCCCGAGGAAGACACCACCCUGUACCCCGUCUUCUUGGGCCUCAAGACCAAGGAUGGUGUUGAUGAGACCAUUGCUUUGAAGGAGCGAGAGCAAGAAUUCAAACUGCCCAGUACCGACUUCUUCAAGCUCAAUGCCAACCACACUGGAAUCUACCGAACUCUCUACUCGCCUAGCCGCUUGGAGAAGCUGGGCAGGGCCGCAAAGGAAGGUCUUUUGUCCACGGAGGAUAGGACCGGCAUGAUUGCAGAUGCUGCCGCUCUCUCCAGCUCCGGCUACGGAAAGACGUCUGGCGUCCUUAACCUCCUCAAGGGAUUUGACGCGGAGACGGAGUUUGUCGUGUGGAACGAGAUCAUCUCUCGAAUUGGAUCGAUCCAAGCUGCCUGGCUAUUUGAAGACCAAGCCGUUCGGGACGGUGUCCGAGCAUUCUUGAGAGAAAUUGUCAGCUCAAAGGCCCAUGAGCUUGGAUGGGAGUUUUCCGACUCGGACGGCCAUGUUGAGCAGCAGUUCAAGGCUACACUCUUUGGCAGCGCUGGCUUGAGCGGCGACGAGAAAAUCAUUUCAGCCUCCAAGGAAAUGUUUGCCAAGUUCAUUGCUGGCGACAAGUCGGCGAUUCACCCCAAUAUUCGCAAGAGCGUUUUUGCAAUUGCUCUCAAGUUUGGCGGCAAGGAAGAAUAUGACAAGAUCAUUGAGCUGUACCAUGCUUCGACCAACAGCGAUGAGCGCAACACCUGUCUGCGGUCUCUGGGCCGAGCCAAGGACCCCGAGCUUAUCAAGAGGACCCUGGCCCUGUUGUUGAACGGCGAGGUCAAGGACCAAGACAUUUACAUGCCUGCUUCGGGCCUGCGCACCCAUCCGGAGGGUAUCGAAGCCCUGUUUACUUGGAUGACGGAGAACUGGGAGGAGCUCUACAAGCGACACCCACCCACCCUGCCCAUGCUCAGCUCCAUGGUGUCGCUGUUGACAUCUGGCUUCACCACGUCAGAGCAGCUGGCCCGCGUCGAGAAGUUCUUUAGCGGCAAGAACAACAACGGCUACGACCAGUCGCUUGCACAGAGCAAGGACGCCAUCCGAUCCAAGAUUUCCUGGUUGGAGCGAGACCGCCAGGACGUGGCAGACUGGGUCAAGACCAAUGGAUAUUCGAAGUAG
This is a messenger RNA of Trichoderma aggressivum f. europaeum, 5841 nucleotides long. RefSeq lists its product as uncharacterized. Gene Ontology annotation, molecular function: peptide binding; metalloaminopeptidase activity; zinc ion binding. The record is from RefSeq and is a predicted model, not a curated record. Gene Ontology annotation, biological process: proteolysis; peptide catabolic process. The coding region runs from base 1 to 5841 and encodes 1946 amino acids. Lineage: Eukaryota; Fungi; Ascomycota; Sordariomycetes; Hypocreales; Hypocreaceae. The transcript has 10 exons. Gene Ontology annotation, cellular component: cytoplasm.